GACACUCGUUUGAACUGUAACGAUAAAUCGGUUUAUUGUUCUAUGAUAUCUACGGAUAAAUAGUGGACAUUACACAUCAACAUCUCACCACGGGUUAAGCAUUUGCAGGUCCGAAUAGCAGAUAUUUUAGAAGAUGUCCAGGGUUGUGUCAGUGGAGGAGGACUAUGGAAAGCCGUUAUCACCAGAAAGACUAGAUGAAAUGGUUCAACGUGUUGGUGGAUGGGCUUUGUUAAACGGUGUUCAGAAAAAGAUAACAGCGACUGAGUUCCCGGAAAGACUUGAACCUAUGCCGUUUACAUUAUUUCCCAGUAUACUACCUGGCGACGUAUUGAGGAAAACACGGGGUUUACAAACAGCCUUCCAGACUGUGAUUUAUAAGGUUGCUAAUGACCAUGAGUUCAUGAAGGAAUGUUUAAAAGGAUUGCUCAAUGUUGACGACUUCACAAAACAACUUUGGACAAUUUAUGAAACUGUGCGAGGCGAAGGAAUAACUCAGGAAAUAUCUCUUGUAUUAACACGCAACGACUUUAUGAUGGAAUAUAGAAAUGAUAAUGACGUCACACAAGACUGUAAACAGGUGGAAUUUAACACUUUUGCUUCCGGUGCUGGCGGAGUGAUAAGCAGUAUGACCGACGUACACAGGUACAGUCUAACGUUAGAAGAUAUUCCAUUCAACAGUGAACAGUUACCAGACAAUCACCCUACUGCUGGAUUAGCGGAUGGUAUGGUAAAGGCUUGGAGACUAUACAAAAAUCAAAAAUCUGUGAUACUGUAUAUUGUGGGUAUACCUGAACCAAAUACCCCGGAUCAACGCUGGCUCGAAAGAGAUAUAUUCCAAAUAGACAGAUCUGUAAAAGUUAUUUAUAGAACAUUCCCACAACUCAUCCGCCAGGUGACGCUCGGCGAAAAUAAAGAACUGCUUGUGGAUGGUAUGGAGGUGGCUGUUGUCUACUAUAGAUACGGAUAUUCUCCUAAACAUUAUCCUACAGAUGCUGAAUUCAAGCUACGGUUAGACAUAGAGAGAUCGCGUGCAAUCAAAUGCCCAACUGUGGCUUUUCAUCUGGCCGGAUGUAAGAAAAUACAACAAGUUUUAGCGGAACCAGGAGUGCUUGAGAGAUUUAUAAAAGGAACCGAUGUUAUAAACGAUUUACGAUCUACAUUUGUUGGACUAUAUAAACUAGACACAGCAGAUUCUGAUGAAAUAAUUAGUCAAGCUUUACAGACGCCCGAGAAAUAUGUCCUGAAACCACAGCGGGAAGGCGGAGGAAAUAACUUGUUUGGAACAGAACUGAAGGAAUAUUUAGAGAAGAUAAAAGAUUCACCGGAAAGAUCGUCGUGGAUCCUGAUGGACCGGAUACGAGCUGCUAGACAUAGAAACCGUCUGAUACGAGUCGGUCUAGGACCGGAAUGCCGAGAUGUCGUUAGCGAAAUAGGAAUAUUUGGCGUGCAUAUUAGUACAUCAACAACAGAACUUGAGAACUUUGAAUGUGGAUAUUUGCUACGCACUAAACCCGAGAUAGCUAACGAGGGCGGCCUGUUUAGCGGACAUUCGUGCCUGGAUUCACCAUUCCUCGUAUAGAGAUGCAACCCGUUCACCGAAUCUCAACUUCAACUUAUUAUACUUUACAGAAAUACAAUCAUACAAUGUCUAUAGUUUUUAAUUUGCAAACUUAUCAUACAUUGAAAUCAAAUGAUCUUAGUCAAUUAUGCGAUAAAUCAAGCAAAAGCAACCAUUAUUAUGUUACUAUUAUACGAUGUAAAAGUAUAAACAGCGCAAUUAAACUGCAGUUUUCCUAGGAUAUACAAGUAACUUGCAGCUAUUGACACAAAGGAAUUACAACAUUAAGAACCCAGCCUUCGAUGUUAUUAUGUUCCAAAGAGUCCAUAUUUGUUGGCUUAUGUCUCGGAUACUAUUUUAAAGUAUGGAAGACCGUUAAACAGCAUUCUGAAAAUUCAUCUCUAUAGUCCACUGAAUAUUGUUUAUUACAGAAACAGUUGAUCAGCUGUUUUAAAUUAGGGAUCGGCCGCUGGAUGAUGCCAAUACAAUCAUGUGUUCACCGAAUUACUCUCAGCAUUCAUUUAAUUUUAUUAUUUUCACUGCUUGCAUAAUCAAAGUAUUUUAGUCAAAAUUUUACAAUGUCAGAUUACAAUAUACAUGCUGCUUAGUAUUAAUAUAGAAACCGUUUUACGUAAUUGACCUAGUCUUGGUGGUGUUUUAGCACACCUGAUCACACAAUAUUAGCAAAACUGAAGUUAGUUUAGGGCCCAAAGUACCUUCAAUUUUAGCGAUACGAAUGAUUUUGUGUGAAACAUGGUAUGGUAGAUGUUUUCAAAUGUUAUUCAACUCGUGGGCCUUUGAUCAAAACUUAAACCGACAUAGGCUUCAUUUUUGACCAGAAGAAAAUGCAUGAUACAUGCCGCUUUAAUAUAUACAUGUACCGUUCAUCUUUAAGAACACUCACCAAAAAGACAAAUAGAAUAGGAAGUGCUAU
Ruditapes philippinarum (Manila clam) is the source of this 2492-nucleotide messenger RNA. RefSeq names its product glutathione synthetase-like. The transcript is spliced from 13 exons. Gene Ontology annotation, cellular component: cytosol. NCBI's taxonomy places the organism in Eukaryota, Metazoa, Mollusca, Bivalvia, Venerida, Veneridae. Gene Ontology annotation, biological process: glutathione biosynthetic process. Gene Ontology annotation, molecular function: glutathione synthase activity; ATP binding; glutathione binding. The coding region runs from base 134 to 1579 and encodes 481 amino acids. The record is from RefSeq and is a predicted model, not a curated record.